GAGGGAGGAGCAGCAGGGCAGACAGGCAUGCUGAGACUUCUCACUGCAAACAUGUCUGUCUGCACCAUUUUAACCCUCAGGAAUUAUUCUUUCUGUAUAAGGUCUUUCUCUAUUAUAUAUAUAUUAAGAACAAAUUGUAAUAUGCAGUUUAUUCUUUGGUGCUAAAAGAUAGUAAAUAUAUGUUAUGUAUUACAAUUCCUUACAACAAGGAGAUGCUUUACCUGGACGCUGAAAUUAAAUUUCCUCCUCACUCCCAGAUGUUGGUUUCGCUUUUGCCUUUCAUGCUGCUGCUUUCAUUGCGGAUCGCCCGGAGUGAAGACGUAGCCCCCAUAGUCCGGACCUUCACGUACACGGCCACCGGAGAGUCGUUGGAGUGCGACAUGUGUCCCCCCGGAACGUAUCUGCGCGCACGCUGUACAGCUACGCAGAAGUCCGUGUGCUCGCCUUGUCCGUCGGGGUCUUACACGGAGCUGUGGAACUACAUCGGGAGAUGUUUAAGGUGCGGCGCGUGUGGUCAUUUCGAGGAGGUGAAGACCCCGUGCACCGCAGAACGAGACUGCCAGUGUCAGUGCGCACAGGGGUACUACUACCAGAGAAACAACGAGAUGUGCUUCCGCCACAAAGAGUGUCGUUCUGGUCAAGAGGUGCUGACCAAAGGUACAGCUGAUGAGGACACUGUAUGCCACAAUUGUCCCACGGACACCUACUCCAACACCUACUCUUCUGUCUACAACUGCAGCCAACACAAAAGCUGCAAUGCUGAAGGGCUGAAGCUGGUGCUGAAGGGCUCCGCCUGGCACGACAGCGUGUGCACCAACUGCGAAGAGCUCAACUCAAAAGAUGGGGGCGACUACCUCAAAGAGAUCCUUCCAGCUUUCUUCGUCCACCACAAUAUUCCCACUAGGCGUCUGCGUCGUAUUGCACACAAGCUCCCAACUAAGGAUGGCAAAAAACAAGUAGUUUCAGGACUUGACCCCUCAGAACUUCAUUCACGGAUCAACUCAUGGGUUGCUUCUGCCACGGCCAGUCAGAUUCGACAGCUUCCGGAUAUAUUGAAAAAAACAGGAGUGAACUGCGAUGAUAGAUUGGUUAGUAAGCUGCAGAAAAUCGACUCAAAUCUGCAGCAGAUAUCGUGUGCUAUGGACGGAGUAGAUGUAAUUGUAAUAUAAAGUUAGAAAAACAAUUGAAUUGUGCUUGGCAAAUAGUUUGUUUAUUUAAUAAGGCAUUUUUUAUUUCAUCUAUAUUUACUUCCCUUUUCAAUAUGCAAUAUGUUUAGGGCGACACUUCAUGUCAUGUCAGGUGAGUUACAGGAACGAUGUAAUGUAAUACUUUACAGGUAUAAUAUCUGGGGGGGAAAUCAGUUCACUCUUUUCUGUCUGUGAAAAGCAGGGGGAGAGAGAAAGAACCUAUCAUGAUGAUUUUCAUUGACCAAAGAAAACCCCUCAGGUAUUACCCUUUAAAGAAUUAAAAGUGAUGGGCUACAGCAUAUCUACCUCUUCUUAUGUCUGCAGUUUAACAGUGUGAACUUAAUUUAUUUAGAUAUUUAUCAAGACAAGGUCAGUAGCAUCCGGACUGUGGAGGAGCUGUUAUGUUGUGUUUGCAAUUUAAGAUUUAUAUAAUAAAGAAUGCAUAAGAGUGUAUGAUAGUAAAGUUGUGUGGCUGCUUUGAAUGACUCUCAAAUAAAAAUGAUUGCAAGUAA
Molecule: messenger RNA, 1699 nt
Organism: Eleginops maclovinus (Patagonian blennie)
Lineage: Eukaryota; Metazoa; Chordata; Actinopteri; Perciformes; Eleginopidae
Product: tumor necrosis factor receptor superfamily member 6B-like
Exons: 4
Coding region: 180-1169 (329 amino acids)
Molecular function (GO): protein binding
Source: RefSeq, a predicted model, not a curated record